Molecule: messenger RNA, 552 nt
Organism: Gastrolobium bilobum
Lineage: Eukaryota; Viridiplantae; Streptophyta; Magnoliopsida; Fabales; Fabaceae
Product: dirigent protein 22-like
Exons: 1
Coding region: 1-552 (183 amino acids)
Source: RefSeq, a predicted model, not a curated record
AUGGCUUGCGAUAUUCUUAGGUUCUUCUUUCUCUUCUCUUGUUACUUGAUCUCUAUCCAUGGAGUACCCUUAGAAGAAUCCCACAUAAUCUUACCCACAGAGAGACCGGAGAGAGUCACACACCUACACUUUUAUUUCCAUGACAUCCUAGAUGGUGAAAACCGAACUUCAGUGAAAAUCAUUAAUCCACCUAGCGGUUCUCCUAGUGCUUUUGGAGCCACUUACAUGAUUGAUAACCCUUUGACUGAAGAACAAGAUCUAAGUUCAAAGCUUAUCGGAAGAGCUCAGGGAACUUAUGCUUUGGCUUCUCAACAACUUGAUUUUGCAUUCAAGAUGGAUAUUAAUUUUGUUUUCACAGAGGGUACCUACAAUGGAAGCACCCUCACCAUGCUUGGGAGGAAUGUUAUUACGCAAGAAGUUAGAGAAAUGCCAAUUGUUGGAGGCACUGGUGUCUUCAGAUUUGCACGGGGCUAUGCAUUAGCAAAGACUGUUUGGUAUAAUACUACAUCCGGAAAUGCUAUUGAGGAGUUUAAUGUGAGGCUCACUCAUUAA